GUUUUGCAGCUGUUUCACGUUGCUAGUAUUCUGCGCAAGAUGUUAUCCGCGAUUUACAUGCAAGGCAGUGAUGCAAACAAGCAAUAAAGGAAUUAUUAUGUGGUUGCCUUUUGGAUAAAAAGACCCCUGUCUCUCUUCGCCCACUAUGUGGAGGCCUAUCGAAACCGACGCCGUCCGUAUAGGUCGCAUAUAAGGGAUAUUUUAUGGAAGGUGGGACGAGGGAGAGGUUGUGAGGCUGGGGAGUCAAUACAUCGGCAGAGCUAGAGAGAGAGAAGCCUUAGCAAGCUAGCUCUCGUGACAGUAACAGUUACGACGUAACAGUGACUUUUUUCCGUACAACAACCCGUUGGCUCUCUUAUUAUGGCUACGAAUGGUAACAACUUAACGCCUGGGAUGGGAGAGAUCAUCCAGUUAAACGUCGGUGGGACAAGGUAAGCUUCGUCAACAGGACAGCCCGGCAGAUGAUGGUCAUCAUUUUGGAAAUUUGAGCUCUGGCUACGUACGCGUAUGAUGAUAUCUGCAUGGCCAAGCAGCCAUGGAUGUAGCUGAAGUAGAUACACCAGGUUCAGCACCUCCAGACAGACUCUGAUGUGGAUCCCAGACUCUUUCUUCUCGAGUUUGCUGAGUGGUAGGAUAUCCACUCUUCGGGAUGAAACUGGAGCUAUAUUUAUUGACAGAGACCCUACAGCUUUCGCACCAAUUUUGAAUUUCCUCCGAACCAAAGAAUUAGACCUGCGGGGUGUCAACAUCAGCAUCUUGCGACAUGAAGCAGAAUUUUACGGGAUAACUCCUUUAGUGCGACGCCUGCUGCUGUGUGAGGAACUGGAUCGCUCAUCGUGUGGUAGCGUUCUCUUCCAUGGUUACCUACCACCCCCAGCCAUCCCUGCCCGUAAAUCAAGCCCUGCCUCAGCAGCCUCUGGCCCCUCUGAUGAGCGGCCGGGUCCAAGUGGAGCAGAGGGCUUCACCCGUGUUGGUCCCCCUCCUCACCCUUCCCUCCCUGGCUCACCUGGAACAGACGACAACCACAAACUGGGUCCUGUGGUUGACCCCAGGAAGGUGCUGAUUAUAGCGGGACACCACAACUGGAUUGUGGCAGCCUACGCACACUUUGUUAUCUGCUACAGGAUAAAGGAAUCUUCUGGAUGGCAGCAGGUGUUUUCCUCCCCCUACCUUGACUGGACCAUUGAACGCAUCGCACUUAACGCUAAAGUGGUGGGUGGCCCGCAUGGAGACAAGGACAAGAUGGUGGCCGCCGCUUCUGAAAGCAACAUUAUUCUCUGGAGCAUCCAAGAUGGAGGCAGUGGAAAUGAGAUAGGUGUAUUCAGUCUCGGUGUACCUGUGGAUGAUCUGUUCUUCAUCGGGAACCAGCUGGUGGCUACAAGCCAUACAGGGAAGGUUGGGGUGUGGAAUGCUGUCACACAGCACUGGCAGGUUCAAGAUGUGGUUCCUAUUACCAGUUGUGACACAGCAGGAUCGUUCCUUUUACUGGGUUGCAACAAUGGGUCUAUCUACUACAUAGACAUGCAAAAGUUCCCACUGAGGAUGAAGGAUAAUGAUCUUCUAGUGACAGAGCUUUAUCAUGACCCUUCAAAUGAUGCCAUCACUGCUCUGUCUGUCUACCUCACGCCUAAAACCAGUGUGAGUGGGAACUGGAUAGAGAUAGCCUAUGGGACUAGCAGCGGUGCAGUAAGAGUGAUUGUGCAGCACCCAGAGACAGUGGGAUCGGGCCCCCAGCUUUUUCAGACAUUCACUGUCCACAGGAGCCCGGUGACAAAGAUUAUGCUGUCUGAGAAACAUCUGGUAUCAGUGUGUGCGGACAACAACCACGUUCGGACGUGGACGGUGACCCGGUUCAGAGGGAUGAUCUCCACCCAGCCAGGCUCCACCCCUCUGGCUUCCUUCAAAAUACUGUCCCUGGAAGAGACGGAGAGCCACGGGAGCUAUGGCUCCGGGAAUGAUAUUGGUCCAUUUGGAGACAGAGACGAUCAGCAGGUUUUCAUACAGAAAGUGAUCCCCAUCACCAACAAACUGUUUGUGAGGCUCUCAUCUACUGGAAAAAGGAUCUGUGAAGUGCAGUCGGUGGAUGUGACCACCAUCUCUUGCUUCAUGGUACGGGAGUGUGAGGGUUCGAGCAGGAUGGGGUCGCGACCUCGGCGCUAUCUGUUCACUGGCCAUGGCAAUGGCAGCAUCCAAAUGUGGGACCUGACCACUGCCAUGGACACCGCUAACAAAGGAAAGGAGGGGAAGAGAGAGGAUGCAGGUGGGCCUACAGAGGAGGAGCUGCUGCAGCUGUUGGACCAGUGCGACCUGAGCACCUCCCGCUGUGCUACACCCAAUAUUAGCCCCGCCCCCUCCAUGCUGCACCACACACGCCUCAGAGAGUCCUGCUCAAGUCUGCAGUUACAGGCCCAGGAGCCUAUUCCUGAGAGCCAGGCUACUUACGGAGCUGUGCGACCCUACAGAGCGAGCCCCCUGCUGGCCCGCGCGCGCCGAACUGAGUCAUUCCACAGCUACAGAGACUUCCAGAACUUCAGCCUGAGUCGAGGUGUCCUGGACAGCACUGGUCAGGCGUCCAGCCAGACCACUGAUGUCCGCCGUUCACUCUGUGACUUUGGGCCUGAAGACAGUGAGCGGAGAGCCACAGCUAUGGAGUUCUGGGCUUGUCGAACAGCCAGUUCAAGCUGUAAUACAAUUAUCGGAGCUAUUACAACUGCUGGUGUUUCUGGUGUGAAGACAGAAGGCGGUCAAGAGUCUCUACGACAGCCUCCUGACAGCCCAAUUCCCAGAGGCGACGUUAGGCGGAAGGUGCACACAAACCCAGAAGAGGGCGAGGGUAUGGGAUCAGGAGGAGAGGGGGUGAAGGUGGAGGCAGGCGUGAGGAAGAGGGGAGUACUAGAAGGGGGCUUUCUGGGGAGGAAGAGAGCUCCAGUCCCUCACCUCUCCUCCGUGCCCUCUGGAUCUGAAGGUGGUGGCAGCGACUCAUCUACCAACGGCUCCCCCUCCCCAACCAAACUGUCUUCCUCCACCUCACCGCGACACAGGAAGCUGGCCCCGGAGCUGUCCAAUCAGGACAGCAGUCUGUGACAGCCCCCACCACCCUUUUCUUUCCAUCCCAAUCUGAGGAGUCAUCUUGUAGAGGCGUCCUGUAGGCACAUGUGGAGUUCUGGAUAUCAAAGCAGAGGAGGAAUGUGGCUUUUUCAGGUGUGGCUAAUGAUGUAACUGGAUAAAUGACCUUCUAGUUUAGGGACUCCACACAAGAUGCUACCAUGCUUUAAUGAGUCUGUCUCAGGAUGGGUCUCCUUUACUCAGUUUUUUUUUUCUUUACUCAGCAACUUUUAUUUAAACAAUACACCUUUUUGUAAUUAAGUCAGUGGAACUCAAACAUUGGUCUAAUACUUUUAAAGGCAAAAUCUAUCUGACAUGACAAAGCAGUUGCAACAUCCUAACGACAACAGCAUGUCAUCUCAACCAGGGAAGGAAUACAUUUGGGUUUUGAUCUUUUAAGGGAUUUCAAUUUUUAUCACACUUGUAAAAUCUGCUGGGUACAACUUGACCUCCAACUAUCUUAGAUGGCUUUUGGUGUAACAGAUGAUGGAUGAUGAGGUUUUCACUUUCAGCUACAAAUCUUAAAGCAAUUUGCCAGCUCAGUUAGUCUUAAAAAUUGCUAAAAUUGGUUUAUCUCCCUGUGUGUCCAAUCUACAUCUUAAGAAACAUACAGUAACUACAGGAACAUGCAAAAGUCUCUUUGGCCAGGUUUUGUCAAAGGCGUGUUGUUGCUGCCUGUUUGGUUGAAGCACAAGCAGGUGUUAGGCCACUAAAGUGUAGCUUGAAUCAAGGUUUAUCAAAAUAAAAAUAAAAAUAAAAAACAAGCACAAAAGCAAACUACUAGUAAAUGAAAUCUAAGGAGCGCUUUAUCUUGUGAGACCCUUAAACAGAUAAAGGAAGCAAAAGGGAAUUUACAGUGGCACAGUUUGUACUUUUAUCAGAUAUUUGAAGUGUUUUAUAGUAUGAUAGGAAUUUGUUAGGAACCCGACCUGACAGAAAACUAACAACAAACUAUAAUUUUCAUGAUAAACUUAAAAAAAAAAAACCAUUAAAAAGCAUUCAAAUUGCAAUGAUUUAAGACAGAAAAAGGUUGCCAUUUUUGGUGAUUUGCUUAACAAUUAUUCACUAAUCAUUCAUCGUUUUAGAUUUGAAAGGUUUAGGCCACUUUUAAGAACUUAUUAUGAUGUCAAGUGUCUGUCAAUUUGUGCAACUUGUCGUUCAGUGAAUGGUUUUUGUAACAUACCUUAAACAUGUUGCCCUACCAGAACAUUGGCAGCUACUUAAACCCUAGUCCCGCAUAGCCAGACCUGUUUAACAUUCUGCCAAAGGGGG
This is a messenger RNA of Etheostoma spectabile (orangethroat darter), 4377 nucleotides long. RefSeq names its product potassium channel tetramerization domain containing 3 (gene kctd3). The record is from RefSeq and is a predicted model, not a curated record. Gene Ontology annotation, molecular function: protein binding. Gene Ontology annotation, biological process: protein homooligomerization. Lineage: Eukaryota; Metazoa; Chordata; Actinopteri; Perciformes; Percidae. Bases 589 to 3084 code for a protein of 831 amino acids. The transcript has 19 exons.